This is a messenger RNA of Chlamydomonas reinhardtii, 3101 nucleotides long. RefSeq lists its product as uncharacterized. The transcript has 3 exons. The record is from RefSeq and is a predicted model, not a curated record. The coding region runs from base 165 to 1262 and encodes 365 amino acids. Lineage: Eukaryota; Viridiplantae; Chlorophyta; Chlorophyceae; Chlamydomonadales; Chlamydomonadaceae.
AUAAAAUGUGAUUUUGGACUAUUACGCAACAGAUUAUACUAUUGCAACGUUUUGAAGCCGAAGCCUGGCGCUGCGAUUCAACCUGUCACCCAUGUCCAGUGCAUUGAGAUAGAAGGCCGGCGGCUAAUAGAGGCGACGGAUUAGCUUGCAGGAGCUCAAUGACAAUGGCGACAAGCGGGGCUAUUUCAGACGACGAGUACGCUGUGCUGUGCGGCGCCAUCUUCAUAUGCCUCCUUCUCUGCUCCAUAUUCGUGUUGGCGGGCUUCAUCUCGCGCAGCGCGCACCGCGACGAGCAUGCGGCGCCCUUGUCCGCAGAACGGCUGCGUGCAUUCGGAGCCAACACGUUUCGUAGCUGCACCUGUUGCCCCGGCGGCAUCAGCGAUGGUCUGUGCAACGCGCGCCAGAGCGUCUCCCGUGUGAGCGUAGACCGCGGCACACGCGCCCCAACCGUAGGCGCCGCCGCAGGCGGGGUCCUGCGCAAGGCCCGCAAUAGCCUGGACCGAGGCACGCCUGACGCUGCAGCUGGCCAUACCGGGUGGCCAGGCGGCCAGCACGCCAGCCAUGCCACGCACCACAAAGCCCCCGUGCUCGCGGGGCGAAAGACCAUCGACCCCGGCGACCAUCCGGCAAGCGCCGGGCCCCAAGCGGCGCCGCGCGACGGCCUCUCCCGCCGCUUCAACAUGGCACGCUACAGCAGCGGCGGCGGCGAGUACCCCGACCCCUCCCUGGGGCGCUACGAGCGCGCGGACUGCCCGAGCGCCGCCGCCCUGGUCGCGCUGCGCUACAGCUGCACCAGCUCCAGCUCCACCAGCCAGGCCAAGCAGCCUGAACCCGCAACACGCCGCCAGGCGGCCAGCAACCGCGCCGUCCGAUCGCCCAUGCCGCUGGCCGCCCUCGCGGCGUCAAACAUUGCGACCGCCGCGGCCGCCGCGGCCGCCGCUGCAGCUGCAGCAGCCGCGGCAGGGGGUGCGGGCACGUUUUCGGACUCGCCGUUUCGCUCCCCGGCCAACCCCAGCGCGGCCACAGCCGCGACGCUGCGCUCGGCUCGCGGCAGCGGCCUCAGCCGCGCCUCAGACGCCGACAGCGACGGCUCGCACAUGCGCCGCGGCGGCAGCGGCUCCGGAGUGGACACGGGCUUCUUGCAGCGGCUGGAUGAGGCGCUGUCCAGCGGGGCGCUGCGGCCGGACCAGGCCACACAGCUGCUGCGAGAUGUGGGGUUCGACCUGGAUCAACUCCUCAUCGACGAGCUCGCGGCCAAGUGAACCGCCCGCCGCCAGCGGCACAAUUGCCAUGGGCUGACAGGCCCCUGCGCGCCGUGUCUCUGCGGGGCACGCAAACAUUUGGAGUGGUAGCACCUCUGUCGGCUGCUGCACCACAGCUGCGGUGUCGGAUGCAUGCAACUUCAAAGCGGUAACGUUAAUACCUGCUUUGUUGAUUGCGUCAGUCCGUGCGGCGCUGUGCAAGUGUGAGGACACUUGUGCUUUGCAACAUCGUGCGCUGGUGGGGUGUUGGCGUUCUGCGCAGGGCUGGUAGGCUGGUAGAGAAUGCGCAAUGUCACCGGCCGUGAGUGCACGACUGAACGCAGUAAAAAUGAUCGAUCUGAUACGAAAAGAAGCAGAAUAUGAAUGGUGCAACAUUAAUGUGUUAGAUAGAAGGUGUGUGAUUACAAGGGCCAUUGUGGAGCAGCGGCCUGCACAGGGCAGGAGCGUCAAGGGAGGGGUAGUGCAUUCCAAUCCCCAAAUAAGCCAUUGCCAACCCAGAACCCGUAGAGCGCGGAGGAGAGGGAUAUACUCGUUCUCUUGUUGGCGAUGGGGGGGUGCGCUUCGGUGGCACACGGAGGGAUAGUCCGUGCAGAUGGGUGGGAGGGGACAGUUCGUGCCAGGUGGGUAGGGUAGAGAGAGAACGAGAGGCUGUCCUUACCCUUGCGGCUGCAGUUAUCACAGCCUUCGUGAUGUUAUGUUCAAAGGCUGGAUGUUCUAUUUGAUUUUUGGCCACUGCAUGCAGUGCCUGCUAGACAAAUAAAGUCAUGUUUGGGUAUCAUCAAAUGCAAUGCUCGAGUCAGCUAUGAUUAUUACGCCAUCGCCGCUUGUCACGGUUGGUGCUCCGCGGAGUGUGGUGCCAUUUGGUGAGGAGUCUGCGGUGCUCAACUCAUCGUUGCUCGCUGGGGAGCGCAAUGAGUGCCUAUGAUAGCAUUCCAUUGCGAGCUGCUGAGUGGGAAAUCGAGCGGGUUCAACUUUGUCACGGGGGCACGAGCGGGUUGGGGCCAGUCUGUAAAGGGGCGAGGCCCGGUUUGCUGUGGGGCGUAUUUUUGUAUCAGCCAGCCGGGAGGACGGCGAUGGAGCAGGAGCAGAGACGUAAGAAACAGAAACGCAUGCAUGCACCCGUGUGAGGGGGCAGCACGCGCCCGGUGAAUAAUGGUUUAUGGUAUGCACGAUGCAGCCUUUGAGGGGGUUUGGGGUGUGGCCGUACGUGUUUGACCGCUAGCAUGCGUGCCUUCGUGAUUGAUAUGCUGUUUCUCCAUGAAGACGCCAAAUCCGAACCAUGCUAUGCGAGUUAAGUACUAUGUCCGUGUGCAGCAGCCAAGGGCCCGCUGUAUGUCUGAUGAAUAAUUUUGCACCGGCGCACGCCCGUAUGAACAAGGGGUGCCAUCCUUAAUAAUGAUGAAGGCAGUAGUGAUACCAGCGGUGUGCCUGUUUUGGCGCAGCUUCACCGUGCGAUUCUGAAACUUUUGCCAUGCGCAUGUGUGACGCGAUAGUCCCCAUGCGCCAUGUUGAAUAUGUGUGGAUGGUACUGGUCAGGCUGUGUAGGAUUUGGUAACCCGUUGGCACUUCCGGGCUGCUAAGUUUGGUGGAUGAGCCUCUGACGCUUGUUCUGUGUGGGGUUAUAGUAAACAGGCAAUGUAGGCCGGCAUACUGGUUGCCGGCAGGGGUGGUUGCCUCGCCUGGUUGCCGGCAGCAAGGCUAAGCGGCCGGCUGGCUGUCCACAGGUCCGAGGCGUGUGUAAUGGGCUAAUGGCGAUGGCUGGCGGCUUGACAGGGCGGGAUUGACUGAUGGCAGGCGUAGCGCAUCCAAAGCCCUACGUGUUGACCUGCACGACCCUCA